CAACCAAGAUGGACAAGCACCCCCAAAUUGUUUUCUAGAUGCUGGCUUUAUUUUCAUUGAGGCAGAUAAAAAAGUCAACUGCUGCCCAUAGACAUCUCCAACUUGAUGCCUUUAUCAUCAUCAUCUUCAACUGCCAUGAUUAUAUAUUUGAUGAUUUUAUUUAUGAUGAAUAUGAAUUAUGAAGCCAUAGCCUACAAGCCUAAAAUAAAUGAACGCAACAACUACUCUGAAAAUUGAGGCGAGUGUUUUUUGACCGUCUUUUUUCAAGUAGCUUUCAUGUGACUGUGAAAGUUGAUGCUUGAACAAAACAAAAAAAGAAGAGACAAAGUGACUGAUUUAGAAGAAGAUUUCAAAGUCCAAAGAAAGAGACAGACACACAGAGAGCAGAAGGAAGAAAAUUCAACACUUUCAGAAAGCUGUUUUAUUUUUAUUUUUAUUUUUGGGUAGAAUAAUGUUUUCAACCCUACCACUCCUACUACUACUAAUGCUCCUUAGAGUUAAACAAUGUUAAAGUUGAAUUAGAUUUGAUAUUCUUCGAUCUUGUAGUUUUAGCUUUCAGUUUCAACUGGUUUGGUAUCAUGAAGGGUGUUCUAAUUUCCAUCAACUUUAUCUUUUGUUGCUUCUUACUGUUUUUGGAUUCAUCAACUUCACUUCCUUUAUGCGUUGACUCAAGUGCACCUUUCAUCCUCAAUAGCACACUUGAAUUUUGUCCUUACAAUGGAAGCACUUGCUGCAACUCCACAGAAGAUACACAAAUUCAGAAACAAUUCCAGCUUAUGAACAUCUCUGAUACUACCUGUGCCUCAGCUCUGAAAUCGAUACUUUGUGCGAGGUGUGAUCCGUAUUCGGCCGAGCUGUUUACAGUUCAAUCGACGCCCCGAUCAGUUCCCUUGCUCUGCAAUUCCACCAUUGCAUCCAAUUCCUCCCAGUCAAAGGCAGUAGCAGUGGAAGACUUCUGCUCUCAAGUAUGGGAAUCAUGUCAAUCUGUGUCAAUAAAGAACUCGCCAUUUUCGCCUUCAUUACAAGGCCAAGCAGGGAGAACACCAUCUAAAAGCAAUCCAAGUAAACUCACAGAUCAAUGGCAGUCGAAAACAGAUUUUUGUACUGCAUUUGGUGGAUCCUCCACUAGUGAAUCUGUAUGCUUUGAAGGAGAACCUGUUGCAUUAAAGAACACUGACUCAGAAGCUCCUAUUAGUCCUCCACAUGGCUUGUGCCUUGAAAAAAUUGGCAAUGGAUCCUAUCUCAACAUGGUUGCUCAUCCAGAUGGCACGAACCGUGCAUUCUUCUCGAAUCAGAAGGGACAAUUGCAGCUUGAUGAGUCAAGUCCCUUUGUUGAUCUAACUGAUAUGGUUUAUAGUGAUGCUAAACUUGGAAUGAUGGGAAUGGCAUUCCAUCCGAAAUUCGCAGAAAAUGGCCGGUUCUUCGCCUCAUUCACCUGUGACAAAGAUAAGUGGUCUGGUUGUAAUGGAAUAUGUUCUUGUAACUCAAAUGUUAAUUGUGAUCCUUCAAAGAUAGGCACAGGUAGUAGUGGUGCACAACCCUGCCAAUACCAAGCUGUUGUUGCUGAAUAUACUGCUAAUGGUACCGCGUCUCAGCCUUCAUCGGCUGUAAGUGCUAAACCAACAGAGGUGAGAAGGAUAUUUACCAUGGGGUUGCCUUCUAAUACUGAGAAUGGAGGUCAGAUUCUCUUUGGACCUAAUGAUGGGUACUUGUACUUCAUGAUGGGAGAUGGUUCAGGCACUGGUGAUCCAUACAACUUUGCUCAAAACAAGAAAUCAUUGCUUGGGAAGAUUAUGAGGCUUGAUAUAGACAACAUCCCAAGUGCAGCCGAAAUUAGCAAACAAGGUCUUUGGGGUAGCUAUUCCAUUCCUAAGGACAAUCCAUUCAGCCAAGACAAUGGUUCACAGGCUGAAAUAUGGGCCUUGGGAUUAAAAACUCCAUGGCGAUGCAGUUUUGAUUCAGAAAGACCUUCCUACUUUUUCUGUGGAGAUGCUGGACAGGAUCUUUAUGAGGAAGUGGAUCUCAUCACAAAAGGUGGAAACUAUGGCUGGCGUGUUUAUGAGGGUCCCUAUCCAUUCACCCCUAAUGAAUCACCUGGAGGCAAUACCUCCAAAGACUCCAUAAAUCCAAUUAUGCCAAUACUUGGAUACAACCAUUCGGAGGUUAACAAGAAUGAAGGGUCAGCAUGCAUCAUUGGGGGUUAUAUGUAUCGAUCUAACACUGAUCCUUGCAUGUAUGGAAGGUACCUGUAUGCUGAUCUAUAUUCAGUUGCAGUGUGGGAAGCAACAGAAGAUCCUGUAAACAGUGGAAACUUCAGCAAAAGCAGAAUCCCCUUCAGCUGUUCACAUGAUUCUCCUAUCAAAUGUGAUCCUGUGCCUGGAACCUCCCUCCCAGCGCUAGGCUACAUCUACUCAUUUGGAGAAGACAACAACAAAGACGUGUAUAUCCUUGCGAGCGAAGGCGUCUACAGAGUUGUUCGUCCGAGUCGCUGCAGUUACACUUGCUCCCAGGAAAAGGCAACAACAGAGGCUCCUUCUCCUUCUACUUCUCCAUCUCAUGCAUGCCGUAACUUCUCUAUAUACCAGUUUCUGCAGAUUUCAUUUUUCUUGUUGCUUUUAAUAUGUUUUGUGUAGUGUGAUCCUGUUUCUUGGGCAUGAAGAAUGAUAGAAAGCAUAUUCACUUGAUGUAAUGUUAUAUAUUCAUGGUAGUGAUGAACAGAAGUGAUUUCUCCCUUUGAAAAUCAAAUAAGAACGUAACAUUAAUACUGCUUUACACUAACAA
Molecule: messenger RNA, 2781 nt
Organism: Arachis ipaensis
Lineage: Eukaryota; Viridiplantae; Streptophyta; Magnoliopsida; Fabales; Fabaceae
Source: RefSeq, a predicted model, not a curated record